Messenger RNA from Linepithema humile (Argentine ant), 3315 nucleotides. RefSeq names its product facilitated trehalose transporter Tret1-like. The record is from RefSeq and is a predicted model, not a curated record. Gene Ontology annotation, molecular function: transmembrane transporter activity. Gene Ontology annotation, biological process: transmembrane transport. Lineage: Eukaryota; Metazoa; Arthropoda; Insecta; Hymenoptera; Formicidae. Gene Ontology annotation, cellular component: membrane.
GGCGCGAGUGCUGUUUUACGUAAUUGGUGUAACACAUUUUUAGUGAAUUUUUAUGUAUUUAUUGAAAAUCUAUCGCCGAUCAUUGUGUGAUUUCUAAAUGACACUUUUGUUUUAUCGAUUAAACAUUGUGGCGCAUUCGACGAAUUUGAAUUCGGAGAAAUUUGAUCGAAAAACGGAGAUAGUGGACGAAAUCGAAUUGUGCCAUAGAUAAGCGAAUAUCGCGAAUGAACGGUUAGGCUGUUAUUUUUCGUCGUUUCUUUAGUAUUAUUUUUCAUCGAGCUCAGUGCACUUCGCAAUGAAUUAUGUACGAGAUAGCAAAAUGAAGUUAUAUCUCAGGCAGCUCUUGACAGUUCUGGCACCACUGUUGGGAGUCACCACGUCCGGCAUGGGAGUAGGCUACACUGCGAUUCUAUUUCCGCAGUUGAAGGCAUUAUCAUUCAAUAGCAGCGAAUCUUCAUCGGAAUCCGCGGAUCAUUUCGGAGCGCUCACCAUCGACCAAGAAUCGUGGAUCGCGGCGGCCGGCGUUCUGCUAGUGACCCCGGGAUGCUGGAUCGGUGGUUUCAUGGCGGAAAAAUUCGGCAGAAAGACAUCAUUGGCGCUGCUGUUUCCCGUCUAUCACGUCAGCUGGCUGAUCAUCGGUCUCGCGAGCAACGUGGAGGCGUUGAUGGCGGGUAGACUUCUCAAUGGAUUCUGCGUCGGAGUUCAGGCGUCGAUUUUUCCGAUCUACGUGGGCGAGACGAGCGAUCCCGUGCUGCGUGGCGUUCUGUUGGGGGCGGUCAGUCUGACCCUCUCCGUCGGUAUACUGGUAUGUCACGCGAUGGGAACCUGGCUGCACUGGCGGACCACCGCGUACAUUUGCGCCGCGCUGCCCGUAAUCAGUUGGAUCAUCGGCAUCUUCUCGCGGGAGAGCCCGAUGUGGCUGCUGGGCAAAGGCAGGAUCGAGCAGGCGCGGAGCGCCUGGAUAUUCCUGCGCGGUGAACGCUCGCUCGAGGAGUUUUCUUUGCUGGAGAACACGAGACUUGCCGAGAUCUCUGUGAAGAAGACCGGGAGGCGGUCGAUGCUGCGUUCGCUGAGAAAAACUUGGUCCUCGCGAUAUUUCGCGAGGCCUCUCGUUAUCGUCUCCGUAUACUUCGUCGUCAUGCAGUUUGCGGGCGCGAACGUGAUGGCUUUCUACUGCGUCGACAUGUUGACGGAGAUUUUGGACUCGACGUACGCGUAUCUGAUAACGCUAAUAAUCGACGCGAUCCGUUUGGCGGGCGGCAUUCUCGCCUGCGUUCUUUUGAAAACGUGUCGCAGACGCGUCAUGACGUUCACGUCGGGCUACGGCGUAGCCGUCGUCAUGUUGUCACUGAGCGCGUGUUUGACGUUUAAUAUCGGCAAACCCUGGAUUCCGGCAGUUCUGCUCGUUACUUACGUUGGUCUACUGCCGCUGGGACUGAUUCCCGUCGCCUGGCUGCUUUGCGGUGAGCUGUUCUCGAGGAAGUUCCGCGGGCUUGGCUCCGGAUUAACAUCCGGCUUGAACUUUAUCUGCAUGUUCGUGGUGAUCAAGACGACGCCGGCUAUGAUGGAGUUCAUAAAGCCCGAAGGUACAUUCGCCGUUUACGGAUCCGUGGCAUUAAUCGGGACUAGCGUAUUAUACUUCGUCCUUCCUGAGACCAUGAACAAGACUCUGCAGGAGAUUCAAGCGUUCUUCGACAAAGAACCUCGCAUGUCGGGAAUGGAAAAUGUGGCUAUUCCGUUGCGGGAUUACGGUCCUUCCGAGAAAAGCGAGAAAUUGGAAAAAGAAUUGCAAGGCGACGUUUGACGAAUAAUAAAUUAUUUCAUCUACAGAUGGACAGAGAUGUACUUUUUUAUAUACAUAAGUUGUGAUAGUUCGUGUUUUUAUGAGAACAGAGUUAUGAGUUUGUAAAACUUUUUGUGUCACAUCUCAAGUUUCUUUUUACUUCGUUGUUUUCGAAAGAUUAAUAUAAUUUGUGAAACACUGAACUCUAGACAAACUGGAAAGCGUCGUGCUAAAAUGUGAUCAGACAAAGAGAGCAUUCGGAUUGUUUUGUCUCUUUCUGUUGUAGAUUCUCUUUACCGAUUGUGAACUCUGUACAUGUAUAUACUCAUGUAUAAUCUAUACAUAUGUAUAUAAAAACAGAGGCUUUCAAUAAGUCUGCGGAGAAAAGAGACAAAAUAAUUCCACCGCCUCUCUUUGUCUGACCACUCGCUUACGCUACGCUUUCCAGUUUGUAUAGAGUUCAGUGACUUGUAAGUUUAAAAUUAAAUAUGGAGAUUACUGUUUUGUUUGCGGUGAAGAUGCGUUUGACGAUGCGGACGCGGCACCACAAGUGAUUUCAUAUUGCUAAAAGUGACAAUAUAACGCGUCCUUUGAUCGAAUAUAUUUUGGACGUGCCAUAAAAUUAACCGAUGCAUUGAAAUAAUGACUUUGCGGCCGCAUCGGGGCGAUGCGACGAGAGCAAUAGAAAUUUAACUGCAAACCUUGCCAACACGACGGACCGUAAAAUUGCGUUCUCACGUGAUUAUUGCUUGGACCACUUACCGCAGUUGAUGGAAAUUACGGUUCGUCUCGGCGUUCGCGUGACGUUUCGCAGACCGCGCAAUGACUUAGGCACGUACGUAAGUGAAAUAUGCCGGUGGUGCUGCCAAGAUUAUUAAAAUGCGAGGAAUUCUGAUUUAUCGCCCUUCGUCGAGAUUUCGAAGUGAAGCUCAAGAUUGUUUCCGGUUGCCAGUUUGAUGAAUGAGCCAAUUUUUGCGCGGAAAUUUGUACCCACAGAUAUUAAAAUAGAAAUAACACGUCGGUUUUAACUCACAUUGUUUCUUUAUAUCACUCAAAACAUAAAUCACAUUAACAGCCAAUCAAAUUCAGCAAUGACAAGUUCUAUUUUUGUCGUUUUAUAUCGCACUAAACUUUACUUUAUGUCGCUUGUUACUUUACAGUAAUUUGCGGAGCUUUAAGAGGUUAUCUUUUCUUUUAUUUUAAUCGGGAAGCACCAAAAGCGAAAGCUAUAAAGAAUCAUGCUAAACUCCAACGGUUUUCCUCUUUUUAAUUUCAUCCUCAAUCUUAACUCACUAUCCUUCUCUCUUCAACCGCGCUGUUGUUCGGCCUGCCUCGUGCUGAUUAUCGCGAGCACGCGAAGCAGUCAUUACAUACGAAAUCUUGCUUCUUUUUGCUAUAGUCAUUUUCGAUCAGUCAGUACUCUUCGCCCCUCACGAAACUCAAUUCACGUCGAAAUAUCGGCCGAAAACGUCGCGAUGGCAAAUUACCGUUUAUAUACAGCGAUCUUGUCUAUUGUUUAUCUUUAACAAUUU